Messenger RNA from Botrytis deweyae, 2367 nucleotides. RefSeq lists its product as uncharacterized. Gene Ontology annotation, biological process: glucan catabolic process. The transcript has 6 exons. Gene Ontology annotation, molecular function: beta-glucosidase activity. Bases 1 to 2367 code for a protein of 788 amino acids. The record is from RefSeq and is a predicted model, not a curated record. Lineage: Eukaryota; Fungi; Ascomycota; Leotiomycetes; Helotiales; Sclerotiniaceae.
AUGAAGUCCCUCAAUCCAAAAAGUCUGCUCCGUGCAGCUUUGCUUUCCACUGCAUUAUGUGCUCCGAGUAUCACAAAUGCGCAGGAUGUUAUCACCGAUGAUACAUAUUUCUACGGACAAUCUCCACCCGUGUAUCCAUCCCCCGAAAUGCCAGGGAACGGAUCAUGGGCAUCUGCUUAUUCCAAAGCUGUCGCUCUGGUUUCCCAGAUGACCAUGGCUGAAAGAGCCAACCUCACAGUUGGGAAAUCAGAAGGCUUGAACGGUUGUAAUGGCCUAACAGGCUCUGUACCGCGACUCAACUUCAAGGGUAUCUGUAUGAACGAUGCCGGAAAUGGUCUUCGUGAUACGGAAUUGGUGAAUUCCUGGCCUAGCGGUGUCCACAUGGGUGCAAGUUGGAAUAAAAAUUUGACUUACCACAGAGGGUACAAUAUGGCAAGGGAAUUCAGAACAAAGGGUAUCAAUGUUGCUCUUGGUCCUGCUGUUGGUCCUCUUGGAAGAGUUCCAAUUGGUGGGAGGAAUUGGGAGGGAAUGGGCAAUGAUCCAUAUCUUUCAGGAAAGCUCGCCGCACAAACUGUUUCCGGAAUACAAGAUGCUGGUAUAAUAGCAUCGGUGAAACAUUUCAUUGGGAAUGAACAAGAAUAUAAGAGAAAUCCAUCGGGCAACAUUUCUGCCAUCUCGUCUAAUAUCGAUGAUAAAACAAUACACGAAUUAUAUCUUUGGCCGUUUGCCGAUACCGUGCACGCAGGAGCUGCCUGUGUCAUGUGUUCAUACAAUCGACUCAACAAUUCAUAUGCCUGCCAAAACAGCAAAGCUCAAAACGGACUUUUAAAAACCGAAUUGGGUUUUGAAGGAUUUGUUGUAAGUGACUGGGGAGCAUUGCACGCUGGUUAUGCAGCAACAGAGGCUGGAUUGGAUGUUGUCAUGCCAAGUUCAGAUCUCUGGGGAGUGAGUGGUGAAAAUUUGACAGCAUCCGUUGCCAAUGGGUCUCUUGCGGAGUCAAGAUUAACCGAUAUGGCUACUAGAGUUGUGGCCAGUUGGUAUCAAAUGGGUCAAGAUGAAGAUUUCCCAGAACUCGGGUUGGCCUCUUCAUAUUUGACACCACAUGCGAAAGUCAAUGCCCGAGAUCCUUCAUCGAAGCCAAUUCUUUUGAGCGGAGCAAUGGAAGGUCAUGUUUUGGUUAAGAAUAUCAACAAUGCUCUUCCCCUUAAGAAACCCGAAUUGCUUUCCAUUUUUGGUUACGAUGCACCCGUAUCAAGUCAGAGCAAUAUUGGAAAUACUCGAUAUUCGUAUGGGAUGGAAGCUAUCUUGGAUCUCAAUAUAACCGAUACUCCCAUCGAUAUCUCAUUACAAAUCGCAAGCAACGGAACUCUCGUCGCUGGAGGUGGAAGCGGCUCAAAUGCCCCACCAUAUAUCUCUGCUCCUUUUGAUGCGCUACAAGAACAAGCUUAUAAUGAUGACACAAGUCUUUUCUGGGACUUCGUCUCCGUUGAUCCUGACGUAAAUACCGGCUCGGAUGCUUGUCUUGUAUUCUUAAACGCGUAUUCUAUCGAGAAUAGUGAUAGACCUGGUCUUUACGAUGAAUUUUCUGAUACUUUGGUAAAAAAUGUUGCAUCAAAAUGUAACAACACUAUUGUGACCAUUCAUAAUGUUGGAAUACGUCUGGUUGAUCAAUGGAUCGAGCAUCCAAACGUUACCGCCGUGAUUUUUGGUCAUCUACCUGGUCAAGAUAGUGGACGAGCACUUGUUAAAUUGUUGUAUGGCGUUGAAUCAUUCUCUGGUAAAUUGCCAUAUACGAUCGCAAAGAACGAGUCGGAUUACAAUGUGUACAAUCACUCGGUACCUGAGGGUAUUUAUACACAAUUUCCACAGAGCGAUUUUUCAGAGGGUGUCUAUCGCGAUUAUCGCGAUUUUGAUGCUAAAAAUAUAACUCCAAGAUUUGAAUUUGGGUUCGGAUUAACCUACACUACUUUUAAGUAUUCCGACCUCUCAAGUUCACUUGUUUCGAAUGCGAGCACAGCUUACUUACCGCCAAUUACCACCAUCAUCCAGGGUGGAGCCCAGUCUCUCUGGGACGUUGUCGCAAAGGUUCAAGCAACUGUAUCAAACAACGGUACAAUGGCCGCCAUGGAGGUUGCACAAUUGUAUGUCGGUAUUCCAAAUGGACCAGUUAGACAAUUGAGAGGUUUCGAGAAAGUCAACAUACCAGUUGGAGAAAGCGCGGUUGUGGAAUUUGAGUUGACGAGAAGGGAUUUGAGUGAGUGGAGCGUGGAGGAACAAAGUUGGGUUUUGCAACAGGGAAGUUAUGGGAUCUGGGUUGGAUCGAGUAGUAGGGAUUUGCCACUGAGUGGAAAUUUGAUCGUUGGAUGA